AUGCGAACAGGCACGGCGCCCUCGUCUUCCACACCUGCUCCUGUCCACAGGAACAACAGGUCCUGCGAGGAAGGCUGCCGUGGCAGACCAUAUACCGGUUCUAGCCUAGCACAGCACAUGCAACCUGGCCGCACAUCCAUGCAGCCAGCUCGCCUUCCGUCUCACGGCCAGCCCUACGCACUGUUCUCAUGCUUUGCCGCAGCCGCAUCAGCACCUUACUGCAGAGUCGUUGUUUGUAGCCGAACGAGGCUCGCCACGGACAUCGAGAAUCCCACACUCGCCAACAAAAGAGCAGAAGCAAUGCAGAAACCCUGUAAAGAUCUGGAGUAUAUCGGCUUUGAAACACUUGACCCCUCGGGCGAGAACUUGGCAGCAUGGCCGCCACAAGGCAUACCGUCUCGUGGAACAUCAACGAACCGCAGCCCAGGGUCGAAGCUCAAUUAUGAGCCGCAGGCAACAGCGCCAUACAGCGUCAAGCGAGGCGAGGUUGCCACUGACCUCUCUGAGACAUACGCGCACACAGUCGCAAACGAAGGCUUAAUUGCUCAUGGCUACGCGGCCUUUGAACCUUGGGAAAGUGAUUGCGCACGUCGAUCACAUCCACGUUGCCCGUCCCCUGUUCUGCUGCGGGACUGGCUCAGUUCUACGCCUACCGGCUAUGAUGUUGAAAUAGUGCAAUUUGGCCAACACGUGGUCCUUCAAAGACUCUCUUUUUUGGCCAAGAGAUCAGUGAAGGUUGCCACCCAACCCGCGACCAAGCUCGUUGUUAUCAAUCACGUCUCACCAGGGGAGUUGUUUCGGCAAUCGAAACGGGGCAACCUUGGUAGUUUGGGGUAUAUGACGAUAUGUAGUCGGUGCUUUGUCAAUCCGAUGCCGCGUCAGCAACGUGAACCCAUCAGACAGACUGAUGGGCUCAGCAAUGCGAUCUUGGACUCUUCACCAGGGACCAAACAAAUGAUUCUACGUUCUUCAUCUCCCGGGCCAAUUCGAAAACACACAGAGUCGGGCGAUUCGUGGCCCGUUGGACGUUGGGAGAUGGUAGCACAGGCUCUGCUUCAAGCAUGUGCAACAAAACUCGCAAGUUUGCACAGGACUGCGUUUACGCAGGUAGACUACGAAGCGAACAGCAGUCUAUCAUCGAUCCGAUGUAAUCAGACGUGGUCGCCGAGGUCAUGGGGAAAUGUAGUACAGGUUCACAAGGCUGUCACCGAGACGAACGCCGCCGCCGUAGUACGCCGUACCGUCCACAGGCGCGCUACUCUCGGCCUAUUUUUAGUGGCCGCUGCAAGCGACGCCACGGCCCCUGGCGACAAACACCUCCCCCUCCAUAGCCCUACAGCCCUACGACUCGUAGGAGUGAGCCUGGGACACAGCCAUUGGCCUGUCCGCUAUAAGCAAUGCGCGAACCCCUCAUCUAUGUACAGUGCACCGCCUACUCACCGACUGACAGGCAUGGAAUGCGCAGGACAGGACGGUGUCGUGGACACGGCGAGUUUUCGCCGUGCAUGCCUCUAUGAUGUUCGUCCCAGGAAGAGAGGGCUAUCUAUCACGACAUAUAGGAAUGGAGCGAAUGACGAUGACGACUAUUCCCGCGCUAGUCGCCUACCGCGAUGUCAUAUGUUUAUCGACGUUUUCGCUUCGACUGCUGGUAAAAUAUCUCCGGUGUGCAGUACCGUACACCCAGCACCCACAUGGGAUGGUCAGACCUCGUGGCAGUCUACUCCAAGGCAGACAUUUGCCAGCUGCAGGGCGUUGACCGUCGCCGCAGCCAGCCGUUUCAACUCGGCUCGAAACAUUCCCUCAACAGCUGGACCAUUCUCAGUACGGCGUGCACAGGUCGCGGCUCAAAAUGCUGAUCAUCAGGCCCUUGAUGGCUCCACUCUGGACUCUGCACAACGGUGA
This is a messenger RNA of Plenodomus lingam JN3, 1902 nucleotides long. The record is from RefSeq and is a predicted model, not a curated record. Lineage: Eukaryota; Fungi; Ascomycota; Dothideomycetes; Pleosporales; Leptosphaeriaceae.